Messenger RNA from Drosophila santomea, 3070 nucleotides. RefSeq lists its product as uncharacterized. Lineage: Eukaryota; Metazoa; Arthropoda; Insecta; Diptera; Drosophilidae. The coding region runs from base 73 to 3012 and encodes 979 amino acids. The record is from RefSeq and is a predicted model, not a curated record. The transcript has 3 exons.
UUUUGUACAAUUAUACGAAGUAAGAAUAAACUGUUAUUAUAGUAUACUAUAGAUUUGAAAGCGAAACAUGAGAUGUCCAGACACCUGCUUCAUAUUGUUUGCAUACUAGGGAUACCCCAUCUGAUUCCAAUCAGUGGCACUGGGACAGUGGAUCAGAAACUUAGUAUGUCUCAUAAAGAAGCCUCGUCUUGGUCGAGAAUGCAGAACGACUUGAGCCCGAGACAUUACAAUAGACUAUAUGAUGCCUAUCGGGAGCGUUUAAAGGGAGAGGGAAGCGGUAAUGCAGAUGUAGAGGCAAAAAUGGAUUCAAAGGAUCCAGUACCACCUCAAAGAGAUCUCACUUCUUUGCCCAAGAAAACCGAAAAACUAAUGGCCAAAGAGAAAGGUGCUUCAGAACUUUCCAAUAUCAAAUUCGAUGCCACCGAUGAUCGAACCGUGACAUCAGGAAACUGUCUUGCACGUCUUCCAUAUGCGAAUAGAGAAAAUAAAAGUGUUAAGGCUGUCGUCGAAGUCGCUAAUGCAGAAGUCGAAGAUAAACCCCUGGUAAGUAGUAUGAUUUUGCUGAAACUGGAUGUGCCCGAAGAUAUGCUUCGAGUUAAAGCACCUGAGAAGGUCAAGGAUCCGGGAGAACGUCGAAUCUUCGAGCUCCAUCGCAUAUACAACGACUUCUUGAAAGCCUGGCGAAAGCCAACACCAAGCUUGACCUCCUCCAAGUCGGUUCCAGCGAAAACUCCAAGCUCCUCGGGUUCUGUGAAAUUAAGUGCAUUAUCGGAUUUAAUGGAUGUGAUAGAACGUCUUCAGAAAAGCGAUUUAGUCAGGGAGUUGGCCGAAAAAAUAAACCAAGAAAUGGAACCCAAUUUGCAGAAUCAAAUCAAGCAGGAUGCUCUUCUGGUAACAGAUAGCAGAGCCUCAUUGAGAGCUAUAAAGGAAAAUGAUCUAUCUGGGAUCUUUGAAAAUGUGGAGCCCGGAAGUGCCACCAAUGCCUUCAAAAGGUUGCUAGAUGAUAUCAACUCUAGAAGAUCCAGCAUUAAGGCUGGUGGACUUUACGAUGAGUACAAGAAGGGCUUCUGUCAGCUAUUCAGUGAUCAUAAAUUUCCCCGAGAAUCCCAAAUUACCAGUGAAGCGGAUUAUCCUUUGGAUAGCGAGUCGUGUCGCAGGACAAACGGCGAGGACAUCCUUCACAGUCAGUGUGAGAAACAAAACGCCACUACUGUUGAAUGCGACCAGCCAGAAAGUAAGCCCACAACCAAGAUCUGUGUUCCGAUUGAAAAACCCAUCUCAAGCAAUCAGUGUGACAAACCAAAGGCGACUACGCCAAAAUGUAAGCAACCAGAAAGUAAAACCGCAACUACAACCGCAACUACAAGCUGUGUUCCGAUUGAAACUCCGAGGCAAAACCAUAACUAUCUGAAGGCCCUGGAAACAUUUAUCAAAAUGAACAAGGAAAGUAAUCAGAACGGCGGCCUAAAACCGUAUUAUCUACCAAACUCCAAAAAUCGUCAGCUGGUGUGGAAUGAUAUUCCAUUGAUAAAGCCUGGUCUCAAUGAAUCGCCCAAGAACACUUUCGAGAGUAAGCCGCAAUUCAAGACCGAACAAAAGCCCGAUAAGUUAACUUACUCUAGACCUGAUUUCAAAACAGAAACCAAAGUGUUUGAGUCUGUUCCAAAAACACAAGCCAUAAAUCCUUGGCAAUCGGUUUUCUCUGGACUGGAUCCCAAACAGAUAAUUGGUGGGUUAAAGGCCAUCAAGCAUUCGUCAUUCUUUAACUUGGUGGAUGAGUAUCAGAAGCAAAUCGAUAGCCUCAAUCAGGCGUUGAAAACAAAGCAGAGUUGGUGGAAGGAGGUCCUAGAGAGAGCAAAACAGCCUGCCAGGACACCCAUUAAAAGGAAUAUACUCAUGAAUAAUACUCCAGCUGGAUCCGUUUUGCAAACACCAUUUCCCGAGGUUCUAGUCAAUCAGCCGGGCAGUAGUAAUGUCAUUGAUAAGAUGGCCACCCAAAUGAACCUCUCACCUUUGGAGGUGGCUCAAAGGAUUGUGGGAACAGGUCAAAGCUCUGUCGAUGGCAUUAUGAGAUAUACACCUAGUCGUAUACAACCAGCAAGUCAGAUCGGAACUAGCUUCAAAAAGGGUUCAGAGGUCAUGUGCCAAGUCCCAAGUCCAGCAACACCGUCGCCGCAACAACAGCCAGAGGAGCAGACGGGGAUUUCCCCGGUUCUAGAUAAGAUCCUGGAACGAUUGGAGAACAUACAGGCCACCAAGUGCAAUCAAUCGUCGGAUGAGGAGGAGGAGAAGAAGCUGCCUUGCUGCUUCGUGGAUCCAGCUGAUGGUGCCCCCUGCGAUCUGAAUGGUUCCUGGGAAUCUCAAGUCCUUGGCAUUCGCAUAAACAUCAAGUCCCCGCCCACAGCACCAGAUGGUGGGGAAAUGGAAAAGCCCACCUGUUCCCAACACAAAGAUCGUUCCUAUCACCGAACUAAGCGGCAGUGCGUCAAGAUGAACAAGUCGCAGUUAAAGGAUGCGACCGAAUCGAAAACCCCCAAUUACCAAGGCAUUAAACUCAAUAUCAGUGUGCAGGAGACAGUGCCUCCAAGAGUUCACGAUCUGCUGGAUAAUCUCACCGAUUGGCAUUUCUCGGGGCAAACUGUGAUGGUCCUGGGUGGUCCAAUUUCGCUAUCAUUCCGCAAGGCGAAUUCCAAUCUGAUCGGACACUUUGUUGGCUAUUGUCGCACCUGCGGCUGUGUGGACACCAUUUUCGGCUCCUGGAGCUUCUGUCAGCCGUCGCGCGAUUGCCAGGACAUCUGCAUGUCGAUUGUGGACAGACGGGAUAUGCUGCGACGAUACAGCAUGGAUGAGCGGCGCAAGAAUCGGUUCAAGGAGCUGCUCUACAUGGGCAGCAAGUUCGCCAAAAUGGAAAAGGAGCGCCAGCAGGCCGAGCAGGAAAAGUGCCACAGACUUGAGCCACAAGCCGCAGGUGAAGCGAAUGCGAAUAUGCCCAAAACCAUUGGUCAAAGUUGAUUUUACAAUUUAUUUUUACUUACUUUAGUUACUUUUUAUUUUUUAUAAUUUUUAAGCA